AUGUGGAAAAUUAUUUUAUCUGCCGGCGGAGUUGGAUCUUAUAAUUUGUCGAAAACGGCGUACAUCGAAGGACGCAUUAAUCACACGGUGCUCUUGCCCUGCGGAUUACCAGAGUAUAGCACUUGGGAGCGUAUAUGGGAAACAAAUGAUGAGGAUUUGUUCCCCAACCCCGAAUAUCAGCAGUUAAAUCCAAAUGGAAGUCUCACAGUUCGUGUUCGAAUGGAAGACUCUAGUAUCUUCUACCGUUGUGUGUUGUUUUCCGCUGACAACUCUGAACCCAUGCGAUAUGUGGUAAAUGAAAGGCGGCACAAUAUUACGGCAGAUUCUGUUGUGGAAUGCCGAGCGGAAAACAAACUGGGCUAUCAACAUGACAAAGCGUUCAUCAAAGUACGACCUGGUACCGAUCGGGGUAGUCUUGGAACAAAUUCGGAUGCCGAAGCAAAGAAGCCCACUGUGUUCACCAAAUCCGCAAGCAUUAAUCAGACCAUCUUACUUUCUUGUGGCCUGCCCGAUCGUGGCGAAAAACGUGAACGGUUUUGGACGGUGAGACAAGAGGCCGUAGUCGAAACUCCCGGUUACCGUGAAGUAAAUCCCAAUGGCAGUCUGACUCUUCGCGUCCGAUCCGAGGAUUCCGAUCAUCUGUACAUUUGUACUGCUUACAUUCCUGGUACUUUGGUUCGGCAGACCUACGUGUAUAGUAUUUCUCUGAUGAUCGCCGCAUCUUUGCUCCAAUCGGUUGAAAAUGUGACGCUGGAUUGGGGUUCGAUAUACACCUUUCCUUGUGUGUUUGGUGGCACCGGGCACCGUACGGAUCAGAUGAUUUUUAACAAUCGAGUAGUGACAGAGACGAAGCAUAAUGUUACCGAAGAUUCUGUGGUAGAAUGUUAUGUAAAGAAUGAACUUGGUCACCAGCGUGACAAGGCGUUUAUCAAGGUACGACCUGGUUCGAAAGCUUGGGCGCAAAAAUUCGGUCCUCCUACCGGAGACUAUUGUCAACCUUAUUCAGUGGCCCUGAAUAGCUCUUCCACUUGUUUUCAUUUCUUGGACGAAUUGUCGAAGUUGGAUUCACAGCCUUAUCUUGUAUCCCGGUCGCGUUUAUCUUUCGCGGAAAAUGUCGAACAGGCAUUGACCAAAUUGUUCCGUGCGUGGGAUCUUCUCCUUAUAGAGAAGCAAUCCUUGGCCAGUACCCAGACAGACGUCACCAGCUCCGAUUCGAUUCACUCGGAGCAACAUGCAGUUUCUUUUACCGCAUGGCGAUGUGUCGAUUGGGCCAAGCGGCUAACAUGCGCACUUGCCUAUCCCCGAUGUCGAUCAUUGGAUUCUACAUCGAGUGCUUCCAGUCGACCAAACAAGUUCUACGAGGACUAUCCUAUUUGUCGGGCAGAUUGUUUAACUGUCACCGGAUUGUUUUGUCUGGCGCGCUUGGACGUUUCAUGGAAUAUGUCGGCUUUGGAUCCGCUCGAUUUUGACAAAUACGGGUCACAGGAACCAGAUCAAACAGGUUGGACCCAACUGCUUGAUGUCCCAGAGGCCCGAAGUAGUCAUCUUCCCAUAGGCGAGUUAGCGAAACAAAUACACAGUGCCAGAUCAAGUGUGAUACGCACCUGUUUCGAUCACCCGGGUUCUAGCCCAGUUGAUUCGUCCAGGCACGUGUGUACACGGCUUCCCUUGGAGACUGCACACAUUUCUCAUGAUAGCAAGCUUCGAAGAAAAAGCAAUCAAUCCUACAUAAACCCCAGCACCGAUGACAUUAACUGUCUGGUGGGAAGUGGUAUGAACUAUCGGGGCUCAGCGACAACUCCUGACUGCCUACCAUGGGCAGCGUUCUACAGCCAAUUCGGUCAACUCUCCGAUGCCAGUGUACUGAGUAACACUUGGCCCGGUCUUUCUGCUCUGAGCAUCCACACAUUCCCCCGGAGUCUAGACACAGAGGCCAGUUCCUCUGCCGUCUGUCGCAAUCCGCUGGGUCUUGCUUCUAAACCCUUCUGUAUUGGUCCAGUAAGUAAUCGGUCUCGGACAAACGCGAUUAAGAAAUCGACACAUUGGUCAAUCAUACUGUGCGACAAUAUUCCCUUGUGCUCAACCGCUAAUGAGACCUUGUUUGACGCGUAUUCACCUGUCGUCAUAACGCAAGACCAAUCGGCCGAGCUAAACGCAGCAAAAGUUCAAGUAAGCUAUUUUUUAUAA
Messenger RNA from Echinostoma caproni, 2187 nucleotides. Lineage: Eukaryota; Metazoa; Platyhelminthes; Trematoda; Plagiorchiida; Echinostomatidae. The record is from the annotation of a GenBank genome assembly.